Molecule: messenger RNA, 840 nt
Organism: Nylanderia fulva
Lineage: Eukaryota; Metazoa; Arthropoda; Insecta; Hymenoptera; Formicidae
Source: RefSeq, a predicted model, not a curated record
AUGAUCGGUGAAGGUCUGCUUGGGGAAUAUCGACGGGCGAAAUCCGACGUGCAACGUAGCAACGGCAAUUCGGCCGCUAUCUACGCUCGUCUAGGGACAAUGCAUCAUGCAUCCCGUUGCUACAGGUACGCCGGUGAACCUUGCACAGCCAGUACACACCGGGCUGCAGCGCAGUUUGAGCUAUGCAUUGGCCAAUAUGUCGUUCAUCCCCUAAAUCACGACGAUUUACAGUUGAGCCUGGUCGCGCUAUCGAUGCCGGCUCAACACUAUCACAUAUUUGUUGGGGAUCUGAGUCCGGAGAUCGAGACACAUACCUUGAGGGAAGCAUUUUCAGCCUUCGGGGAGAUUUCAGAUUGCAGAGUCGUCAGAGAUCCCCAAACUUUAAAAUCCAAGGGAUAUGGAUUCGUUUCGUUCGUUAAAAAAGCGGAAGCAGAAAGCGCCAUCGGUAACAUGAACGGCCAAUGGUUGGGUGGCAGAAGUAUUCGGACAAAUUGGGCCACUCGCAAACCUCCCGCACCUAAAUCCGAAGCGAACGCAAAGCCGCUCACGUUCGAUGAAGUUUACAAUCAAAGUAGUCCGACCAACUGCACGGUAUACUGCGGCGGAUUGACCAAUGGUUUAACAGAAGAACUUAUGCAAAAGACCUUUUCGCCUUUCGGAUCCAUCCAAGAAAUUCGAGUGUUUAAGGAUAAAGGCUAUGCAUUCAUCAGGUUUUCUACCAAGGAAUCGGCCACGCACGCCAUCGUAGCAGUACACAACACAGACAUCAAUGGCCAAACAGUGAAGUGCAGUUGGGGCAAGGAGAGUGGAGAUCCUAAUAAUGCUCAACAAACUGGACAG